This is a messenger RNA of Alternaria incomplexa, 1437 nucleotides long. RefSeq lists its product as uncharacterized. The record is from RefSeq and is a predicted model, not a curated record. Gene Ontology annotation, molecular function: oxidoreductase activity. The coding region runs from base 1 to 1437 and encodes 478 amino acids. Lineage: Eukaryota; Fungi; Ascomycota; Dothideomycetes; Pleosporales; Pleosporaceae. The transcript has 4 exons.
AUGUGGUCGUCGCUAGUGCUACCACUGCUCGCGCUUUCCUCGCUCACCGUCACAGCCCUCCCCAAAGGUCAACGUUGCAAUUGUGAGGAACACCCAGUAUGCAUCAUUGGCGCGGGCCCUGCCGGCCUAGCUGCUGCCGGCCGGUUAGAAGCGAAGGGCAUCAAGGCAGUCAUGUUCGACCGUCAAGAUGAAGUUGGUGGUAAAUGCCAGGCUUGGUAUGAUGACCAAGGCAUCUUCCACCCACUCGGCGCCGCCUUCCUCUCCAAUGCGUCGUACCCGAACACCAUCGACAUCCUCAACCAGACCAAUGUCUCGAUCGAGCCGUUUGCGCUUGCCGGCGCGCGCGAAAUGUACCGCUACAAUUACAUCAACGGCGACAUCAUGGUCAACCCCGCCCUGACCCCGCAGUUCACCGCGCAGGUAUCUGCAGAAAUUCCGAGGUACAUUCAGCUGUGGACGCAGCGCUUCCGACCGAUUAGUGUCGUGAACUACAAGAAUGGUGUACCAGACGAAUUCACCGUAUCCGGCGCAGAAUGGUUCCGCCAGAACAACUUCACUGCGCUGCCCAUUCUGCUCGUGAACCCCGUCGCGCUCUACGGUUAUGGCGAUAUCAACAUUGUUCCAGCGCUGUACAUACUGCAGUACUUCACCCCGGAUAUCCUCACGGCCUUUAUCGGCUUACACAGCGUGUACUACAUGGACUUCCACAAGAUGUUCGUCGAGUACGCCAAGAACCAGCUGUGCAAGACACCCAUUCACACUUCUUCCGAAGUCCGUUGCGUCGACCGGUCCGGCGACCACCCUAUCGUGUCCUACACAACACCUAUGAAGAACGGCAGCUAUGUCUCCUGGGAGAAGCAAGAGUGCUCAUCCGUCAUCUUCGCAUUCCCGCCAAGCAUCGAAAACCUCGAGCGCGUUGGUGUGGAUAUGACAGAGCAGGAGCACGACACCUUCAACAACAUCACGACGCACCAAUACUAUUCCUCCGCCGUAGAGCUCGAACUGCCCUUCGGCGUCUCCUACAUCGCCAACAGCACCGACGAGACAGUCCCGCCACCGAACGACGGCGAGCCCGUAGCCGUCCUCCACCUAAGCAAAGAAUCCAACGUCUCCGUAGCCUGGUCCUGGGGCCCAUACGACUUCCAAACCGAAGCCGCAGCUGAGAACCUCCUUAUCGACAGCUUAUCCAAGGUCAACAAGGACCCGCGCAAUGCCACGGAGCCAUCGCAGCCCUUCUGCGAAGACGACGUCAAGGCUUUCAAGAAGUGGGACUACUUCCCGCAUUUCGAGGGCGAUGCGCUGUCCAACGGCGCCUAUGCUAAGCUUAAUAAGCUGCAGGGCCAAAAGAAGACGUACUACGCGAGUGGACUCAGCGGCAUGGAAAUUGUCGAGUGGGCCAUUCGCGGUGGACGUGACGUUGUCGACACGUACUUUUAA